Messenger RNA from Lycium barbarum (goji berry), 1122 nucleotides. RefSeq names its product protein IN2-1 homolog B-like. The record is from RefSeq and is a predicted model, not a curated record. Gene Ontology annotation, molecular function: glutathione transferase activity. Lineage: Eukaryota; Viridiplantae; Streptophyta; Magnoliopsida; Solanales; Solanaceae. Bases 34 to 927 code for a protein of 297 amino acids. The transcript is spliced from 10 exons.
ACCUCCUUUACGAAACAAAACACAAAGCAAGAAAUGGCCAGUCCAAGCACUGGAUAUCAAAUUCAUAGUAUUAAUUUCAAUCCUCAUAUUCUUUCUCCUUCAAGGACUAAAUUCACUUCUCUAUCUUUAAAUUUCUCUAAUGCUAAACACCCAUUAAAAUGGAAUCACAUUGGGUCCCCCAGAAUGUUUACUGUACCAGUUGUUUCAAUAAUGGCUUCCAGAAGUUCAAGAGAGUUACUUCCUCCUGCCCUUGAUUCCUCUUCAGAGCCUCCAGCAAUCUUUGAUGGAACUCCAAAGCUUUAUAUCUCUUACGCAUGCCCAUAUGCUCAACGUACGUGGAUCGCUAGAAAUUUGAAUCAGGGGCUGCAGGAAAAGAUACAGUUGGUUCCCAUUGAUCUGAAGAACAGGCCAGAUUGGUACAAGGAGAAGGUUUAUCCAGCAAAUAAGGUACCAUCACUGGAACACAACAAUGAAGUUAAGGGAGAAAGCAUGGAUCUCAUUAGAUAUAUUGACAGUAACUUUGAAGGACCUUCACUUUUCCCAGAUGAUCAUUCCAAGAGAGAAUUUGCAGAAGAAUUAUACUCCUACUUUGACUCCUUUUACAAAGCGGUAAUUUCGUCUUUGAAGGAAGACAAACUAAAUGAUGCCAUUGCAGCAUUUGAUUUCAUUGAGACUGCUCUUUCCAAGUUUGUCGAUGGACCUUUCUUCCUUGGUACGUUCAGUCUUGUGGAUAUAGCUUACGCCCCAUUCAUUGAAAGAUUCCAGCCCUUCUUGCUCGAGGGAAAGAAAUAUGAUAUUACAACAGGCAGGACAAAACUUGCAGCAUGGAUCGAGGAGAUGAACCAAAUUGAGGCUUAUACAAUAACUAAACGUGACCCGAAGGAGCAUCUGGAAAGCUAUAAAAGACGUUUCUUGUCUCAGGUCUGAGCUCUGUGAUUAUACUGCAUCCACAAUUAUGCUAAGAUUACUGUUGAACAGUUUAUAUGUGAAGGGGUCACUUGCUUCAUUAUAUUAGAAUCAUUUAUCUCAGCACGAAAUCCCACAUAAGAUAAUAUAGUGUUGUAUAACUAAUGUAGCAUUUGGUUGGCAGUAUUAAAUAAUACUAGCAUUAAGUUAUGAAAA